AUGUCGACUUAUUGUCAAAAGGGGAAAAUACAAACUAGGCUAUUUUUCUGUUUCUACUCUUGAAUUAUUCUGUUUUGUCAAAAUAACAUCUUCCAUAAAUUAGUGGAAAAUGCCACAUCUUUUCUCAAACUCUGCUAUUGACGUGCUAAGCAUAUUUGAAAAAAUCUUAGCAUUUUUUCAGGAUGUUGGUGCAUUCGAUGCGUUUUUGUUCGACCACUCAAGUAUCAAAUAUGAUCCCAAGCUGGAUAUUUAUCUUGGAAGAUUUGUUUCUCUCCUGGAAGAAAUCAAGGUGAUCUCAGAUACAUUGAAAACUACCGACCACUUUAGAACAUUAACAAGUCAUGCUGAAUUCACCGCCUGUGAUAAUUUGGAGAAUUUCAACAAGAUAACCACAAGCAGUAGCAAUGAUUUGAGAGACCUUCUACCAACGGCUGAUCAACUACCAAGCUCCGGUCAACUGCUACCCGCUGGCCAACUACCAAGCUCCAGUCAACUUCUACCCGCUGAUCAACUCCCAAACUCGGGUCAACUACUACGGGCCAGUCAGCUCCCAAGUUCCGGUCGAUUGCUACCCGCUGAACAACUCCCAAACUCCGGCCAACUCCGCCCAGCUGAUCAGCUUCCAAAUUCCGGUCAGCAGUUGAUCAGCAAUCAUAUAGAUAACAGAAGAUCUGAGAAUAUCAUCACCUUCGAAGAUUCUCUCAUAACAGUCGCGGAAAGUGAGCCCUUCGUUACUACUUCGAGAAUCGAUAAAAAAGAGUCGAGAGUGAGCAAUAAUGUUGAUGGUUAUGAACCUUCACUCACCCCUGGAGAACAGCUGAUUUCGUCGGCUAUCGACGGAUUGGUCCAGGAAGUGGCUAGUCACGACGACAACGAUGAUGGGUUGAACAAUGACGAAAUAAACUUUAGGCCAAUCGAAGAACAAGAAGAAACUGCUUUGAAAAAUAUCGGGUCCAAUGAUCAGUGGAGUGGGGACAAUAGUCAGGGAUUGAAAAGUGGUGAUGCGGAUAAGACGACUCAAGCCAAUGAGAAAGGAAGUUUUACGUGUGCUCACUGCGGAAAAGUAUUAUCUAGUCGUACCAGCCUACUGAAGCACAUUAAUAUACAUUCUGGUAUAAAACCUUAUUGUUGUGAACAUUGUGGAAAACUGUUUACAACGAACACAAACCUAUCUGCUCAUCUCACUCGGCAACACAAUCUCAACACAGAAUCGGCUAAAUCGUGCUCCGUUUGUGGUAAACUGUUUGUGCGAAUGUCUGCUCUGAAGCUGCAUCUGUCAGUGCACCGAGGUUUCAAGCCUUUCAAGUGCUCUAUCUGUGAUAAGGCCUUUGCUCAGAAGGUCACCCGUGAUACUCAUUUCCUCACUCAUACAAGAAACUACUCGUACCCGUGCAAAGUGUGCCCGAAACGGUUUCCGACGAAAUACAAGUUGUCGUUCCACAUGAAGACGCACGGCCAGCCGCAGUUGGCUUGCGCGGUUUGCGACAAGAGGUUCGCGACGCGGCAAUACCUGAAGGCGCACUACCAGUCGCACAACUUGCAGCGUAGUGACGCGGCGCCGCCGCCCUGUCGUCUCGACACUUCCACGCCGCAAGUGAUAGAAGCGCCGCCGAUAUCCUGUCCGCAGUGCGACCUGACGUUUAGAUCGCAGCGGGCCCUCACGCGCCACACCCGCGCCAAGCACGAGCAUCUCAUCCAAUGGUACUACUGCAAGCAGCCCGACUGUCCCCGCCCCACCAAGGCCUUCCCCACCAAGUACCAGCUCACCAAGCACAACGACAGGCAUCACAGCCAACACACCAAAAAAUUCGUGUGCAAGACUUGCGGCAAGAGUUUCGUGGAAAAGAAUUCGUUGAUGAGACAUCAACGACAGAAUCAUAUGGUGGGGUUAUCUCUGCAAGAAUUGAAACCAUAUUCCUGUCACGUCUGCUCCAAACGUUUCUUCACCAAAUCCAAAAUGACUGUGCACAUGAGCACACAUGCAGAGAAUCCUCAGUUCAGAUGUGAACUAUGUACUAAAUCGUUCUACCGGAAAGACUCGCUGAAAAAGCACUUCAAAGAAAGACAUUCCACAGCUACCACAUCUUCAGAACCCAGCCAGGCUCAAUUCUCGUGCUCUCAAUGCGGAAAGAAUUUCAAAAGUCAAUCAGCUUUAGUCUUUCAUCUGCAGACUCACAAUGGAGAUUUCAAGUUCCAGUGCGAGAACUGCAACAAAUGUUUCGUGCGCAAGUGUCACUUUGAGUCGCACAUGCGCUCGCACUCGGAGAGCCGACCCUACAAGUGUUCGACGUGCGGCCGCGGCUUCAAGGAGAAGAAGCACUGGAAGGUGCACCUGAGGCGGGUGCACACCAACGAGAUCACCAUGCAGUCGCUGCUCGACUCCAUCACAAGUGAGGCGGCCCUCUGCACCGACAACACCGACAUGAUGCACCACCCUGUGCUGCAGGCCAACGACUGUCUCGCCAUCUCUCAGUCCUACAUCAUCAACGCUGGCAUCGAGUUGCAACAUAUGUAGCCAAAAUAUCAGAGAAGUAGAAUAAUGAGGAACUAGUUUCUGUUGUUGAACCAUUUUCAAUCUGUCAUGUUGCCUGCAUUGCACUUGUCGCAGACUAACGAUUUUUUCAACUUCAUUGCUAUUUCGUAGUCGUACAUGAUCAACGGUGGUAUCGAGUUGCACAUUUCAAAGGAAAAUGAGUAGCCAACAUAUCAGAGAAGGAAAAUAAUUACUGUGGAUCUUGGUUAUAAGGUCAUUUAAGGGACCACACAUUUUAUGAAGCUAUAUCAGAGUAACACUGUAAAAGAGGUUUCAAAAUCUUAAUUCAAAACCGAGAAAAAUUGAAAACAUAAUGGAAAGAAACAUUGAAGAGUAAAAUAAUAUCCGAUUUAAAGCCCCAGAUACAUUAUCAGAAUCUCUUGAAACAUCCAGUUAUUUUUUGUUCUAUGUACUUUGAGAAUUUUUUGCUUGGCCAUUUGAUUGUGCAUGAUAAAACACCACUUUAUUCAAUAAACUGCUAAUCUACAGUACAUGGUUCGGCAUAGCGCCGUAGUUAAACUACUACAUCUACACACAGACAUAACAAAAACAUCCAAAACUACAAUAUAAUAGUUCAAAAUAUGUGUAUUUAUUCAAAACAAACCAAACAACGAAUAGAACAGCAACUGCAACUAAAAAAUGUCUCAAAGAUUCAAAGUUCUUUACUAUAACUGAUAGGAGAGGAUCUGAAAAUGAGAGGAGAUACUGAAUAUGUCCGAAAAGUGGAUUAAGUCAUCAGUGGAUUGCAACAGAAAGAUUUCUGAUCAAUUUUAUAGGAAAAAAAGAAAAUUUGGUUCACUCCAAGUCAUAAUAAACAAUUGUCAAGAUCGACUUCUUGCACAAAGUUGGAAAUAAAAUAGAAAGGUGUCAGGUAAACAGA
This is a messenger RNA of Nilaparvata lugens (brown planthopper), 3413 nucleotides long. RefSeq names its product zinc finger protein 568. Gene Ontology annotation, molecular function: RNA polymerase II transcription regulatory region sequence-specific DNA binding; DNA-binding transcription factor activity, RNA polymerase II-specific. The record is from RefSeq and is a predicted model, not a curated record. Gene Ontology annotation, biological process: regulation of transcription by RNA polymerase II. Bases 110 to 2515 code for a protein of 801 amino acids. The transcript is spliced from 11 exons. NCBI's taxonomy places the organism in Eukaryota, Metazoa, Arthropoda, Insecta, Hemiptera, Delphacidae. Gene Ontology annotation, cellular component: nucleus.